Messenger RNA from Phytophthora sojae, 258 nucleotides. RefSeq lists its product as hypothetical. The record is from RefSeq and is a predicted model, not a curated record. NCBI's taxonomy places the organism in Eukaryota, Oomycota, Peronosporomycetes, Peronosporales, Peronosporaceae. The transcript is spliced from 2 exons. The coding region runs from base 1 to 258 and encodes 85 amino acids.
AUGAGCAUGAACUGCUUCAGCUCGCGCGCCGCUGUGGAGGCCGAGUCGGAGCUCGAGGCCGCGUCCAAACUGAAGUCGGACAGCAAGCGCGACCGCGUGCAGCAGGCCAUCAAGGACACGCGGGCGGACAAGGCGCUUGAGAUGGAGACGCACCUGCAGUGGCUCCUGCAGCAGAAGGCGCGACUGGAGCUACAGCUCAACUCGGUGGACAAGCAGCUGGAGGAGAAGAGGAUGCGGCUCACGGAGAGAGCAGCUUAG